AUGGCAGCUUCAGAAGCAGCGUAUCUGGCUGAGAAAAUCAUCGGUCAUGACGAUAAUGCCAUCACUGAGCAAGAUGUUUCCGACUACCAAGGAAUUGGAGCGGCGACCAUGAUGAAAGCGUUGGUUUGGAGAGGAAAGAAUAAGGUUGAAAUUGCCGAUGUUCCUAAGCCCCAAAUUUUGGAAGAUACCGACGUGAUUCUCAAGGUAACCGGUUCUACCGUCUGCGGCUCUGAUUUACAUCUCUAUCAUGGAACUGUUGUACAACUCGCAGAUGGCGACAUUCUGGGACACGAGUUCUGCGGAGUUGUAGAGGAAGUUGGCAGCGCUAUCAACAAAGUCCAAGUCGGAAAGAGAUACGUGGCUUCUUUUCAAAUCGCGUGUGGAGAUUGCUUCUUCUGUAAACAGAAGCUAUCGUCGCAGUGCGAAAAGACAAACUCGAAUACAGCUGCGAAGAGUCUAUAUGGUGGAAGGACAGCAGGCAUCUUUGGAUAUUCGCAUCUCACAGGCGGUUUCGCUGGUGGACAGGCAGAGUAUGUGCGUGUUCCACUGGCUGACGUGAACUUGUUGGCUAUUCCUGAUGACGUUCCGGAUGAAAAGGCUCUAUAUCUCUCUGACGUUCUCUGCACCUCUUACCAUGCUGUCAAAGACACCGCUGUCUACCAAGGCGACGAAGUGGCCAUCUUUGGAGCAGGUCCUAUCGGACAAAUGGCGGGCGUUUUUGCCCUCGGAGAGGGAGCAUCCAAAAUUAUAUUCGUAGAUACCGAACCGCGUCUUACCCUCGUCAAGCAGCAUUUCCCCGUUUCACACAGCGAUAAACUCGUUUUGAUCGACUAUAAGAAACUAUCUCAUGGCAUCACUUCCAAAGAGACUGUUGUCAGCAAACUAAAAGAUGUUUGUGGCGGACGAGGCCCAGAUGUCGCUAUCGAGUGCGCAGCUGGGGAAUACGCCAAGGGGUGGAUGCAUUGGUUGGAAAUGACUGUUGGUGCUGAAACUGACACCAGCGAGAUUCUCAAUGAAAUGAUUGAAGGAGUACGCAAUUAUGGCCGCUGUGGCGUCACUGGAGUUUAUGUCGCAUACACAAACCACUUCAACGUAGGCUCGCUCAUGCAGCGAGGUAUCCGACUUAUUGGAAACGGCCAGGCGCCGGUACACAAAUACUGGGAAGAAUUGCUUGCCAUGAUCCAAAAAGGCGAGCUUAACCCACUACAGAUGGUUUCUCAUAGAGUAAGGCUAGAAGACCUCGACAAAGUGUAUGCAAAGUUUGAUGCAAAGGAGGAUGGUAUGCAGAAGGUGUUUGUUCAGACUAGAUUCUCUAUGCCAAGGGCUUCAGAGUCUCCCGAAGUAACUAUCUAUUAAAAAGGCUCGACGUAUUUUAUUUG
Molecule: messenger RNA, 1379 nt
Organism: Trichoderma asperellum CBS 433.97
Lineage: Eukaryota; Fungi; Ascomycota; Sordariomycetes; Hypocreales; Hypocreaceae
Molecular function (GO): zinc ion binding; oxidoreductase activity
Source: RefSeq, a predicted model, not a curated record